Molecule: messenger RNA, 1329 nt
Organism: Notothenia coriiceps (black rockcod)
Lineage: Eukaryota; Metazoa; Chordata; Actinopteri; Perciformes; Nototheniidae
Product: trichohyalin-like
Exons: 2
Source: RefSeq, a predicted model, not a curated record
GUUGGCUGCCUGUGAGGAGGAGAGGAAAGGAAGAGAGGAGGCUCUGGCGUCUUUACAGAAGGAGAGAGCAGUCAACGAGAAACUCCUAGAAUCUGAGAGGACAGCGAAGGAAAAGGCCGUGGCAGAGCUCUCAGAAGAGAGUCAACAAAGGAUGGAGGUCGUUGCUUCUCUCUGUAGAGAAAGAAGAGUUGGACAGGAGGCUGAGAUUCGCCUGGAGGAGGAGAGGAAGGAGGUGAGACGACUAAUGGAGGAAAGAGAAACACUCCAACAGGAAGUCAGAGAGAAGACGUCUAGUCUGGAAACCAGCGAGCAGCAGGUGACCAGUGUGACGGUGAGAACAACUGAACAACUGGAGCAAAACCGCAAGGACUUGCAGCAGAAAACCUCCCAGGUUCUCACCCUGACACAGGAAGUGCAAAGCCUGAAACAGGAAGUGCAAAGCCUGAAACAGGAAGUGCAGACUUCAGCCACGUCUGAUGAUCAACUGAGAGAAGAAGUGUCCGAGCUCAGGAAGAACCUGGCCGAGGAAAAGGAGAACAAUGAGAGAGAAAUGCUGAAGCUGGAGGAAGAUCUCGGACAAGCAAAAGAACAACAACAACAACAACAACAACAACGGCAGCAAAAUCAACAAGAAGCAGGUUUAAAACAACAGAUUGAAGAUCUUAAGAAGCAGCUUCAGGAGCUGGGGGAGAUGUUGCAGCCGGAGGAAGCACACGAUGCUGAAGAGGUGAAGCAGCUGAGAGAACACAUCCUGGCGUCAAAGGAGCUCAAUGAGAAGCUGCGAGAACAGGAAGUGGAAUCCCAAACGCAUCUGGAUGAGUUCAAACACAAACUGAGUGUGCGGGAAACGACCUUCAGCGAGACUGUAAACGACCUCAAGUUGAAGCUCAGUGAGCAGGAGCAAAGCACGGAGACGCUUAAAGUGCAGCUCGAAGAAGCUAAGCUAACAGAAUCAAACCUCUCCGUCUCCUCCGCUGCUGCUGAAGAUCUGAAGAGGCUGAACUCUGAUCUGCAAAGUGAGAUCACAUCCCUGAAGGCUAAGCUUUCAGACACGGAGGAAAGCAGGACUGAAUCUCAGCUGCUGGAGAAGCAGCUGGAGGAGAAGCUAGCAGCGGUGGCUAAAGGGUCCGCAGAGAGAGAGGCAGAGAUGGAGAAGCAGCUGCAGGACAAAGAGGCAACGAUGGCCUCCCUGAAGGAGGAAGAGAUCCACACGCUGCAGGAGAACAGGCGGAGAGAGGCGGAGAGACGCAGGGAAAUGAUGGCCGUCGCUCAAGAAGCCAUCGCUCAGAAAGACGAGGAGCUGGGGAAGAGAGGCGAGGAAAUCAACAG